AGGAGAAAGAAGAGACAAUCACACACACACACGCACGAUUCUGUGUAACAACAAGCGCCACUCCAACCACACCAACCAACCAACCCACCCCACGAGCGACGAACGUCAAGAUGGAGAGCAUGGGCGUGCCGCAGCUGCAGCUGUUCAACUCGUACACCCGCCAGAAGGAGGUGUUUGUGCCGCGGGAGAGGAACCGUGUCACGUGGUAUGGCUGCGGUCCCACGGUUUACGACGCCUCGCACAUGGGGCACGCACGUGCGUACAUCACGUUCGACAUCAUGCGCCGCGUCCUCCGCGACUACUUCAAGUACGACUGCGAGUAUGUGAUGAACAUCACCGAUCUCGAUGACAAGAUCAUCCUGCGUGCUCGCCAGAACCACCUGUUUGAGCAGUACAUUGCUCAGGAGACGCUCGACCGCGACACCGUGCUCCAGGACAUCAAGGAAGCCCUUGAGCGCCUCGACGUGAAGAUUGCCGACCCCGAGGAGGAGCCCGAGAAGAAGAAGAUGUAUGGCAAGGCCAAGGACGCCGUGCAGGCCGCCACUGUCGCGCUGCCAGAGUCGCCAGCACGCGAGGACCUUGUCGCCCUGUGCACUGCCGCAAAGGACCCGCUCUCCGCCAUCCUCGACAAGCGCAAGGGCUCAACCGUGUCGGACCACUCCAUCUUCUCCUCCGUGUCCCGCAAGUGGGAGGCCGAGUUCCACCGCGACAUGAACGCCCUCAACGUUGAGGCACCAGACGUGCUCAAGCGGGUGACGGAGUGCGUGCCUGAGAUUGCCGCGUUUGUGCAGCGCAUCAUCGACAACGGAUACGGCUACGAGGCAAACGGCAGCGUGUACUUUGAUGUCGCCGCCUUCCGCGGCAGCAGCGAGCACAACUACCCGAAACUGCUCCCUGAGGCCGCUGCCAACGCCAAGGCGCUUGAGGAAGGGGAGGGCGCACUGUCGUCUGGCGCUGGCGAUAAGCGCAGCCAGAGCGACUUUGCCCUGUGGAAGGCGAGCAAGCCUGGCGAGCCCGCUUGGCCCUCACCGUGGGGACAGGGGCGGCCUGGGUGGCACAUCGAGUGCUCUGUGAUGGCGAGUAGCGUCCUCAACGACAACAUGGACAUUCACUCCGGUGGCGUGGACCUCAAGUUCCCGCACCACGACAACGAAUGCGCGCAGUCGGAGGCAUACUACGGCAACGACAAGUGGGUCAACUACUUUAUCCACUCGGGCCAUCUCCACAUUGAGGGCCACAAGAUGUCAAAGAGCCUCAAGAACUUUAUCACCAUCAAGGAGGCGCUGGACCAGUACACCGCGCGCCAGAUCCGUCUCAUGUUCCUCCUCCACAACUGGAAGGCCACCCUCGACUACAGUUCCCACUCCAUGAUGACGGCCAUCUCCUACGAGAAAAUGUUCAAUGAGUUCUUCCUGAACGUUUCCUCUGCGCUGUACGGAGCUGAUCCGUUUUCGUUCUUCAAGCCGGACGCGGAGGACCGAGCAAUCUUGCAGCAGUUCAAGGCGACCAAACAGCACAUCCACAACGCCCUCUGCGACAGCAUCGACACGCCACUGGUGAUGCAGCUGUCAAAGCAGCUGAUUACUGCGGUGAACGUGUACAUCAAGGAGAAGGAGGCUGCUGGGAGCGCGCCCCAGGCUGCACUUCUGCGUCAGAUUGGGCGCUACUUCACGGAGCUGCUUGCGCUGUUUGGUGUUGUGGAGACGCCCGAGGAGAUUGGCUUCCACGCUGCUGGUGCGCAGGGCAGUAUGGAGGACGCCGUCCUGCCGCAGCUGCUCGCCUUUGCACACACGCGCGAGGCUGUGCGCCAGACUGCCCUCACAAAGAAAGACAAGGCCGUGCUGAAGAUGUGCGAUGAAAUCCGCGACGAUGAGCUGCCAAACGUUGGCGUGCGCCUCGAAGACAAGGAACAAGGCCCUGUUGUGAAGCUUGUGGAUCGGGAGAUUCUGAUGCAGGAACGAGAGCGGGAGCUGGCCAUCAAGCGGGAGAAGGAGCGCAAGAAGGCCGAAGCCGCGGCGAAGCGCGCCAAAGAGGAGGAGGAAAAGCGCGAGAAGGCAAAGAUGCGCCCGCAGGACAUGUUCAAGAACAACCCGGCCUACAGCCAGUUUAACGAGCGCGGUGUCCCGACCCACGACAAGGAUGGGGAGCCGCUGCCCAAGUCUGCCCUGAAGAAGCUGGAGAAGCAGUGGAAGGCGCAGGACAAGCUGCACAAGAAGUACUUCCCAGGCGAGGAGUAAGGAGGGCGCUGCUGAAAGGACGAGUGGAUGGUUGCUGUGACAUGACGACUUUGCAUCACGCGUCCGAACUCAAAUGGAAGUCGAAAAACUGUUCAAAUGGUUGCCAAUUUUCCACACCCAACAACCC
Salpingoeca rosetta is the source of this 2364-nucleotide messenger RNA. Its product is annotated as cysteinyl-tRNA synthetase. Lineage: Eukaryota; Choanoflagellata; Craspedida; Salpingoecidae. Gene Ontology annotation, biological process: cysteinyl-tRNA aminoacylation. The record is from RefSeq and is a predicted model, not a curated record. Gene Ontology annotation, molecular function: cysteine-tRNA ligase activity; ATP binding. The coding region runs from base 111 to 2237 and encodes 708 amino acids. Gene Ontology annotation, cellular component: cytoplasm. The transcript is spliced from 16 exons.